Molecule: messenger RNA, 426 nt
Organism: Rhopalosiphum maidis (corn leaf aphid)
Lineage: Eukaryota; Metazoa; Arthropoda; Insecta; Hemiptera; Aphididae
Exons: 3
Coding region: 1-426 (141 amino acids)
Source: RefSeq, a predicted model, not a curated record
AUGGCUUCUGCACGGGUGCCUGAAACGACGUCCGUUUGGGAUUUUAGCGGCACGUGGUCGUCAAAACUGGCAGGCGUCCGGUUCGUAAUCGACACGCACAGCACAGUGGGCAUAGACAAUAGUAUACCUGUAAAGAUAUUAGACAUGGCGGCUGGCACGAAAUCAAACGGUUUCCUCAACAAAGAUUGGAUGGCCAAGGCCAGCGCGCAGUACGGACAUCUCGGACCGGUCUCGUUGUCUGUUAUAAACAGAGCGGAUAAGAACGUUGCCGUUUUUAUCGGAUUUGUCAACUCUCAAAACAAUAAAGACUUUAUUACUGGUAUGUGGUCUAUGGGAAGAAACUGUAAAAAUAAUUUGGACACUCAUCAGUCAGUAUUUAACAUACCGGAUGUUCUGUAUAAAGAUAGCAAUGAACAAGGUGAUUAA